Asparagus officinalis (garden asparagus) is the source of this 1361-nucleotide messenger RNA. Its product is annotated as GDSL esterase/lipase At2g04570-like. The coding region runs from base 164 to 1228 and encodes 354 amino acids. The record is from RefSeq and is a predicted model, not a curated record. NCBI's taxonomy places the organism in Eukaryota, Viridiplantae, Streptophyta, Magnoliopsida, Asparagales, Asparagaceae. The transcript is spliced from 3 exons. Gene Ontology annotation, molecular function: hydrolase activity, acting on ester bonds.
CAAGAAGCGGUAAUACUCCCCUCCCCUCUCUUCACAAUUGAAACCCCUUCACCGAAAACAUUUAACACCAACACGACGCAUCCUAAGCUCUCUCUAUUUAUUCCCCCACCACCACGUACCGCUCCAACUCCUACUAACCGAGACAACUAGCUUUAGACACAAAAUGCACCGAGCGUUCCUCCUCCUCCUCUCAAUUCUUCUGUCUCUUGGCAGCUCAUUUUCUGCUAGAAUCCCCGCUAUUAUAGUAUUUGGGGACUCGACAGUCGACACCGGCAACAACAAUAGGAUCCCGACGGUUCUGAAGAGCAAUUUCAGACCGUACGGUCGGGAUUUUAUAGGGGGGAGACCGACGGGGAGGUUCUGUAACGGGAGGUUGGCCACGGAUUUCAUAUCGGAGGCGGUCGGGCUCGGGCCGGUCGUGCCCGCUUACCUCGACCCCUCUUAUUCGAUCCGGGACUUCGCGACCGGCGUUUGUUUUGCGUCGGCGGGGACUGGGUUGGAUAACGCGACGUCGGAUGUUCUGCUUUAUGUUGUUUUUCAGGGAGUCAUUCCAUUGUGGCGAGAGGUGGAGUACUUCAAAGACUACCAAAAGAAACUAAGGCGAUAUCUCGGCAGGGAAAAAACAAAAUACGUAAUAAGCGAAGCGAUCUACAUCAUCAGCAUCGGGACCAACGACUUCCUAGAGAACUACUUUGCUUUUGUAACGGGCCGGUUCAAGCAGUUCACCGUGGACCAAUACGAGGAUUUCUUAAUCGGGCUCGCCGGAGAGUUUAUAAGAAAAAUUUAUUGGUUGGGGGCCCGCAAAAUUUCUUUCACCGGCCUAAGCCCAAUGGGCUGUUUGCCAUUGGAGAGAACUACAAAUGUUUUGAAUGGACACGGUUGCAUCGAGGAGUACAAUAAAGUGGCGCGAGAUUUUAAUGUUAAGCUUCAGGCUUCGAUUGAGGAGCUUUGUGCGUCGCUUCCUGGGUUAAGGCUUAGGUAUAAUGCGGUUUAUGAGCGUUCAUUGACAAUUAUUCAGAAUCCGUCGCUUUAUGGACUCGAGAAUGUACGCGAAGGAUGUUGCGCUACGGGCAAAUAUGAGAUGGGAUAUUUAUGCAACGAAUGGGAUCCUCACACGUGUGCCGAUGCAAACAAGUACAUGUUUUGGGAUUCGUUUCAUCCUACGGAGAAGGUGAACCGUUUGAUGGCGAUCUCUACACUCAACACGAGCUUAGCUGAGUUCGUGUGAGAGCUUAAUUAGUAAUUGAGGAAACAAGUACAUGUUUUUGUAUACAAGCGUGCAUUUGUAAUUGUACAUGUAGUAUUAUUGUGUGUGUGUUUAUUCAUAAUCUUACCUAGCUGUUUUCAGCAAAAGUUGGUUC